This is a messenger RNA of Diachasmimorpha longicaudata, 4489 nucleotides long. RefSeq lists its product as uncharacterized. The transcript is spliced from 14 exons. The record is from RefSeq and is a predicted model, not a curated record. Bases 95 to 1972 code for a protein of 625 amino acids. Gene Ontology annotation, biological process: proteasome-mediated ubiquitin-dependent protein catabolic process. Lineage: Eukaryota; Metazoa; Arthropoda; Insecta; Hymenoptera; Braconidae. Gene Ontology annotation, molecular function: ubiquitin binding.
UAAAAAUUAAUUUUAAAGAUCCACAGACUCUUGGGAAGUUUGAGGAAAAAAUGUUACGAAUAUUCUGGGAAAAUCAAUGAUUUGUUGAGACACGAUGAGCGCUAACAGCCAGCGAAAUCAUUCACAAAAUUAUCUAGUGAAGACUGCAAGUUCGAACGUUCAGUUUAACCCAAAAAAUUUUAGGACAAAGCUUUAUUCAGAAUACAAGCGAUAUUGCGGACUGGAGGAAUUUACUGCUCCAAAAACUCCCGACAUGGAUAGGCCCGAUAAAAAAUUGCGGAGCAUAUCGAAAGGAAAUUGCAGAGUUGAAGAAGAGAGUGAACUCAUAGGAAUGCUGUCUAAACAACUGUAUCUCGCUGGCAAUCAAAUGCAGAGAAUGCAGACGGUGCUGAAAAAAGCUGAAGAGAGAUUAAAAUCAAAGGAGCUGGAGAUUGGUCGUUUGAAGCGCAAAGUGAGAGAGUGGGAGGUGAAAAAUCGAAAUCAGGAGUCACAUUACAAGCGAGAAAUGCAAAAACGUCAGUCGCAAAUUGACAACGUGGAAAGUAUCCAAAAACGUUGUAUGAAAUUUGAAGCAAAAGCCUGUGAAAUGGAGAAAUUUCUGGCGGAUUAUGGGCUUAUCUGGGUGGGGGAGAAGUUAUCAAAAUGUGGCUCCAAGACAACCCAAGAAGCCUCCAACGAUUUCAUAAUGAGCAAUUAUACCCAGUUGAUGGACAACAUUAAAGAGUUGAAUUUUUCGGUCGGAAAGGAUGAGAUGCAGGUGCAUCAUAAUCACGGCUUAGCGUCAUUUAAAUCGCCGUCCUGCAUGUCUUUGAAAUUCUAUAGAAACGGAAUGAUCGUACAGAAAGGUCGCUUACGUCCAUACACCGAUCCUCAGACGCGAUCGUUUAUCCAAGAUAUCCUAGACGGUUAUUUUCCAGGCGAACUCCAGCGUGAUUACCCCAAUGGCGUACCAUUCAAGGUAGAGGAUCACAGAACGGAAAUGUAUCUCGGUGAAGGUGGUGUUUACCCAGGUCAUGGCUAUCAGCUUGGCAAAGUUUCCCAAAUUCGUUCAUCGGGCUCGUGCAAAGUCAAGGAUCAUGAUUGUUCACCCAAGAGAGUGCAAACACCAAAACCGAGGAUUAACUCUAGCUCUAGUAUCUCGAGAAUGUCCUUCAGCGCUAGGUCUAGUAAUGACGAAGCCAUUAUCAGAGCUCUGAAAAUACCCUCGAGUGCUAGAUUUGCUGAAUCUGAUUUAUCCGAACUACGGUCUCAAAUUAUGGCAUCGCACAAUCACAACUGUUCUAACAGUCAUCUCCAGUCUCACAUAAAUGCUGAACUCGCACUGACGAGUAGAUCCGAGAAAAAAGCUCCAUCAAUUCCUUACACUAACGAGUGUCAUCUGCCCAUUCGUGAGCAGUCGAAAUAUUUAAACAAAAUAUCGGAGACUAGGAAGAACCUUAAAUUCAACGUCUAUCGUUCGGCCUUCAAUAUCUCAUCCAGUGUAAAAACUGAUGUUCGAACUCGCGCGAGAUCAGCCGGUGCCACAGGCAGCGGAUGUCGGACAAGACCUGUCUCCACCCUGGGCAUUCGCGAUCACCCUGUUGUACUAAAUAAAAGUGUUGAGAAAUCGGGGAGAAAAAGUGGAAUUAGUCAAGUCCGAGGAUCGAAAUCUGCUGUUAUUGAAAAGCCCAAAAGUGGGUUUCCAACUUUGCGGGAAAUAAAUUCACCAACAGGAGAAAUUGAUGAGCUCCAAUUGAAAGUGAGAUCGUUGAACGGUGGAACAGUUUAUCUGGUGCACAUAUCGGCGAAUGAUAGUGUCUCUCGGCUUUACCAACUGUUGGAUAAAGUGGUAUUGUCGACUAAGAAGCGAACAAAGACGGGGUAUAAAAUUGUUGUCAGUGGAUAUUCCCCCAGGAGGCUCGAUCAUCCAGGAGUCUCUCUCAGGGAUUAUGGAAUAUCCCGGAACUGUGUUCUUCAUCUAGUAAAUGAUUAAUCCGGUGAAUUGCGCACAGUAAUGACAAUAAAUGAGAAAAAAAUUGGCGAUGGAUUUUAUCCUGUUUUAAUUAUCGCGUGUAAUUUAGAAGUUUGUUAAAGAUUAAUUUCGAAUAUUUUUCUGUCCGAAUCGAAAUUUCAAGUCAUUUGAAUUUUUAAAAAUUUAUGUAGGUGAUCGAUUUAUGUCCCCACUAUCUAUCAACAUUCACGAAUAUUCCAAUUUCCAUUUAUGGAGAUGAAGGGUUGACCGGAAAAACGGGUGUUAUUUAUCUACCGGGAGAUAUUUAUUAAUUGCCGGUCAGCACAUAAAUAAACUUUCUCUCCAAAUGAAUCUAAUGAAUCGAUUGUCUGGGGGUUUUGAUAGGAUCCCAGGAGGCUUGAUCAUACGGAAGUCUGUCAGAUAUUACGGAAUAUACCGGAACUAUGUUCAUCUGGUUGAUAAUUAACCACGCAAAUUACGGCGCAGUAAAGUCAAUAAUAAAAAAUUAGAAGAUCGUAAAAGUGAUCGAUUACAUAGAUUUUUAUUCAGAAGCAGAACGGGACUAAAUCCACACGAGGAUUUCUCCGUUUUAUUUUAUUUGAAGGAGUCUAACCAUUAAUUGUUUAAAUAAUUUCCUUUAGGGAGUGCACAGAGCGUUUAAAAACAAACCGACAUUUUUAAUAUUCGAGUUAUAAGUAGAUCUAUUGCACCGCAAUUCGCUAACGAGUAUAUCACAAUUAGACGGAGGCUUUCCCUUUAAAAAGCCUAAUAGUCUCGUUUUGCAUGAGAAUUUUAAUCAAGUCUGCAAACACUAGUGGUCAUUUCAGGUACUGGGGGAGAGACAAAAGGUACGAAGAAUGGGGGAGGUAAAAUAUGAUAGGAGAAAUAAAAAUUGUUGAAAAAUACGAGACAGGGAGAAAAUAUAUGUGGGCACCUCUCUUUAAACGGCAUUGAUGAACGAUUGUUCUAUACAAUUUUUAUUCCCCUUUUGUUCUGUCUUUUAUGCACUGGAAUGCCCACUCAAUUUCUAAACCAUCGUAUUCGAUUAUUGACGAUUUUGUUAAAUGAUCCAGGGAGCUGAAACUCGAUGAAUUCCUUUUGAUUUUAUCGGGGAAAACCAUCGAAAUUGGCGCUUCGAAAUCGAGUGAGUGAUAUCGAUUUUCCUGUGGUUUUCGUUAACAAUUUCAAGUAGAAAUUUAACGAAUUUAAGUUGAAUAAAUUUAAUGAAGCCCACGAUAAAAAAUUAAAUAACAGUUGUCAAUCACGUGAGUGAUCUAAAUCAUUAUUGAUUCAUCAAAAAGUGAUUCGUAAAGACCAAUUUAUUGGAAACAGUUGAAAAAUAUAAUAAAAAAAUGGAGAGUAUUGUCAAAGUAAACAAGUUGGUGAUUAAACAGAACUUUUACCAUUUCUCAUGACAAGACAGCGCAAAAUGAUCGAUGGGCUGUCAUCAGAAUGACAGGUACGAAGUGAUGAUCUUUCAUUCUCAUCCCCAGGAGGUGAAACUUAGGAAACUGAUGACAACAAAUCCUAGAAAAAAAAAACCCGAGACAUAUCCCAGCAUCGUUUAUUCCUCUGGGAGGAUCGCAAACCAUUUUAUCCACUUUCCGUUAAUUCUAUGGUACCGCUGUCUUCGUCUCGUUCCCUCUCCCGCCCCACUUUCAGUGCGUAAAACCGAGAGAAAAAUGACGGGACGACACACAAAUUGUAUGAAGCGAUAUAGUGCAUAUUACCCAUGUGGGUUGAGCGUAAAGCUGCUUGAUCGAUGUUCUGAUGAUUUAUUUCGACACUGACAAAGUACUCAUGGAAAUGGUUUUCCACUAUUUUUAUUUUCAUUUCUCUCUUUUCUUUUUUUUUUACUUUUAUUUUUAUCCAACAUUCCUCACGGUACAAUUGUAUGUAAUAAAAAAAACAGUCUGUGUUGUCCCGCGGUGUUGUGUACAAGUGGAUCCAUUUCUGAUUGUGCCCAUGUGUAUAUCAGAAUGAAGAGUGAGGGAUGAAUAAAAGAUAAAAACAAAAUUGAUGGUCAGCUGAUCGGUGUGCGUACGGUACGCUCAGAGAUGUUUUUCCAGUUAUUGAAUUUUUUGAAUCGUUAACCCAAAUUGAUUGCCCAGAGGGUUUUGCAAUGGUUCGUGAAUUCGCGCAUUCCAAAAUUUAUACUGAAUUUAUUCAGUUUUUUAUUUUCGUAAGGAGUACUGAGGUUUGUGGAAAAUCAUUUUUCAAUUUUGGAAUUCUAAACUUAUGGGUUUCAAAGGCACAUCGUUAUAGUUAGUUUGGAAAUUAUGAGGGGGUGGGGCAAAAGUUGAAGUUGUGAAAUUGUCAGUGCUUCGUGUCUGCGUAAUGAUAAUUUUCAACUUCAGCCCCUAACAAAUUAGCGCUCAACUUAAAUUGUUAUUUGCGCACGUUUCUCUGUAUUUUAUGAGGGAUUUUCUGGGUCUGUAGUAGUCGAGAUGAGGACGUACUCGAGAUCGAACUACUCGAAACAGGAAUUUAUGGUGUGCUACAGCAUCCUUGAAAUAUCAAUCAUUACGAAAUAUGCAA